This is a messenger RNA of Camellia sinensis, 1062 nucleotides long. The record is from RefSeq and is a predicted model, not a curated record. Lineage: Eukaryota; Viridiplantae; Streptophyta; Magnoliopsida; Ericales; Theaceae.
AUGAAACCGCCACAGUUUCAUGGGGGAUUGAAUCCAUUGAAGGAUGAAGCAUGGGUCCUUGGCAUAGAGAAACUAUUUCAGGUGGUUCCUUGCCUUGAAACACAAAAAGCAUUACUAGCCACUUUUACACUUAAAGAUGAGGUAAAGAGGUGGUGGAUGUUGAUAUGUGAAAGUAAUAAAGAUAUUGGCUGGGCACGGUUCUUGGAAAUUUUCUACAACAAAUACUUUCCACAGUGUGUUCGUGACAGGAAAGUAUCGGAGUUCAUGGAACUUAAGCAAAACAACAUGACCGUGGCUGAGUAUGAAGCCAAGUUUACUAAGGUCGCUAGAUUUGCACCACAUAUGGUCGAUACCGACUAUAAGAAAUUGAGGCACUUUGAAAGAGGGCUCCGAGAUGAUAUCUUAGAGAAAGUGAAUGUACUUAAGUUGGAAACCUAUAUCGAGGUGUUAGACCAGGCCAUAAUAUCAGAAGCUAGCAUAGCCAAGCAGACCAAAUCAUCGACUGAUUGGAAAAGUAAAAAGCAAGGCUUCUUUUCUAAGAAAAGGUUUUCAAAGAAACAAAAUACAGGCUCCUCAAGCACUUCAAAUUCUUCCAGAGAUACGUCCCCAAUGUGCAACAAAUGUGGUAAAAAACAUCGUGGGGUUUGCUACUGUGUAUUAGGGGCCUGCUUUAAGUGUGGUAAAAUAGGGCACAUGGCCAGGGAUUGUAAUCAAAGCAAUGGAAAGUUAGCUACUAGCUCAACUGCAUUGAUCCCAAAACUGGGAAACACUAUGAGGCCUACUACCACCGGAGACACCGUAAGACAAGGGAGAGUCUUUGUGAUUGUUCCGGGCGAUAUGUGGAACACAAAAGCCGUUGUCUCAGAAUUGAAUAGUAUCCCCAUUAUUAGCGUGUUUCCAGAUGUAUUACCAGAUGAAUUGCCAGGGGAAUUGAUUGACAGGGAGAUAGAGUUUACUAUUGAAGUUGUGCCAAGCACUCAGCCUAUUUCAAAAAUCCUUUACAGAAUGGCUACUGCUGAAAUAAAAGAACUGAAAGAACAAUUGCUAAACUUGCAUCCAUAG